CACAGAGAUGCAGGAGGUAAGAGGCAAGAGUCGGCUCCGAGCUGGGGCGCCCUUUGGCCUGCCGGCUGCCCCCUCCCCCCCCCCCCCGCGCGCGCGCGCCCGCGCGGAGGGCUCCGGGCGUCCCGAGGAGGGCGGUCGCCGCCAGGCCCUGAGCCGCAGCACUUCGGCCGCCGCGCCGCACUUCGGCGGCGCAUCGGGGGCCGAGACCCCGCCUCGGCGUCGGCGGAACGAAGAGGAGGGGGAGGCGGAGGAGGAGGGGGAGAGACCACACGGGCUGGCCGAACCACGCCCCCGAUGGCUCGAAGCCUCCCCUCUCGAGCCGCUGGCCGCUGGCGAGCGCUGGCUGAACAGCCGCGGGGCGCCCAGGCCGAGCGUCGCGCCCGCGUGA
This is a messenger RNA of Prorocentrum cordatum, 388 nucleotides long. The record is from the annotation of a GenBank genome assembly. Lineage: Eukaryota; Dinophyceae; Prorocentrales; Prorocentraceae.